AUGGCCGGCAAGAAGAAAGCAAAGAAGCCCGCUGCCAACCCUGCGCGAGGAUUUGCGACCACCUCCAUCGCGUCAAAGGCCCGAGUCGACCCCGCUGAAGAUCCGGGCGAUAAUACCCCGGCCGGCAGCAUCAAUGAUGCCGCCCCGCCAACAAACGAUGCCCCGCAACCGGCGACCAACAACACGAAGACCGAACAGAAAGCGCCAGCAGAGCAGCUGAGCCCCGAGGAAUUUGAGAGGCAGUUAGAAGAGUCGGAAUUGCAGCUUCUGGUUGAAAAAUAUGCACAAAAAGUUAGGAAGGAUUCCCAGCGGCAAAAGACGCGGCUCGAAACCGACCGGCGGCUGCUUCGGGGCGCCGCCGAAACCCUUAACAUAAAGAAAUGGCUGCCCCAAGAGUUGAUGGACCAUAUCCUGGGUCUCAUACAAGCGGAGGGCCGAUUUGCAGCUUCCAGUGUCUCGUCUGAGGGCGCAACUAGUAGAUUACCCCCAGAAGAAGACUUGAUAAUUCGGCUGUGGACUCUGCAGGAGACGCUGGAGAACACGGGGUUUCCAGAGGACAGGAUACAGCCGGCACUGCAGUUUGUUUUGGAUAUAGCGCCAAACAUUCCGUACAAUUCCAGAAGCGAGUUGAUCUGGGGACUGGAAGAGGUGCUAGAUUGGUUUGCGAGGGAGUGCUCCAAGGAAGAGCUCCCGGAUUACUCGGGGCGCAAAACCGGAUCUAAGUCCCAAACAGAUACACCUACCGAUACGCCUCCGAGGUCAGGGACACCCUUCGAGAUCGAUCCUCGGCUGGGUACCAAGUUGAAGGGUGGCGCACUCAAUCGGUCACGCCCGGCCUCCCCGAAACGGCCAACUGUUACCUUUGACGAAGAAAUUGAACCGGAUCAGCUGCUUCCCUUUUACCUCGAGACCAAGACGAAGUUGUUUGAGAUCCAGCGCCCUCGUCAAGAUACAAACAAGCGCAGGGGGGCGAAGGAGAAGCCCGCCACUUCUGAUGACCCGGAAGAAGCGUUGUUGCUGGCGAAGAUUUCUCGUGUCGAGAAGGACGUUUUGUUCGAUAAGUAUGUGGCUGAGCAGCAGUGGAGAAACAAGAGGAUAGUGCUAGAGAAGGAGUACGCUGCGGCAAGAGCAGAGGAGAAAAAGAAGGAGGCAUCGGGGGAGACGCUGGAGGAGGCCCCGGCGCGAGACGACCCGAGCGAUGUCAACGCGGAAGCUGAGCGCAUCGCAGCUGAAAUUCUCGCCGAAGAUGACGAUGACGAGACGUUAGCCGAUUUGUUUGCGACAUUACCGGUCAGCGAGGUUGACCCUGUGACGGGCAAGACCAACACUGUGAUGAAUGGGGUGGAUGGGUCGAAACUCAUUAUCCGGGACUUUGGAAAAUGGGCCGGAAUAUCCUACCAUCUCCUUUCCGACGUCGCUUUCGCCAAUCGACACGCCGUCAAUAUCGUCUGGUCGAAACCACAAGAGGUCCCGCCCGUCCCCGACAUCCCCGAGCUUGAAGUAUUCACGUCACCCACUCAGUUUGUCUACAAGAUGCAAACCAUCGCCGCACCCGACGCCAAGCAGUCCGAAGCCUUCAUCGCUACCACUGCACUAUUUUGCGUCUUCGGGUUCUCGGCUAAGGAGGAGAAGGUGGCGCUCAGGCUACCUGCCGUAUGGAAGGACCUGUGGUCCGAGUAUUCCGAGGCCAAGAAGAACAAGCUUGACGCAGCAGACCGCGAGGUCUUGAGGCACAUCCGGGAUCUCGUGCGCAAGAGAGUGGAACAAGAGCUGGAGGACGGCGUGCUCAUUCAGGGUUUCAAGGGCCGCGGCCAAUCUAAAAGCCAAAUAGACUCGGAUCAGUCUGACCAAGAACGGGCGAAACGGCAGCCUUACGGACCCGAAUACUACCAAAACAUCUGGCUGCAAAAGAGCAGCUCGCCAAGAUAUCAGCAUAUGCUGGCAUCACGCAUGCAGCUACCCAUGUGGCAGUUCCGGCAACAAGUGGUCGAUAUUGUCGACAAACACCAGGUUGUUAUUAUCUGUGGCGAGACUGGGUGCGGCAAGAGUACCCAGGUGCCUUCGUUCUUGCUAGAACACCAGCUGCUCCAAGGCAAACCUUGCAAGAUCUAUUGCACAGAACCGCGGCGUAUCUCAGCCAUUUCCCUGGCACGCCGUGUGAGCGAGGAACUCGGCGAAAGCAAGGCCGAGCUUGGUACGAACCGGUCUCUUGUAGGCUAUUCCAUCCGGCUUGAGUCGAACACGGCUCGGGAGACCCGACUUGUCUACGCCACAACUGGUAUUGUCAUGCGCAUGUUGGAGGGAUCCAACGAUCUAGCAGACAUCACCCAUUUGGUGCUCGACGAAGUCCACGAGCGCUCUAUCGACAGCGACUUCCUGCUAAUCGUGUUGAAGAAGUUGCUAAUGCGGAGGAAAGACCUCAAGGUCGUGCUGAUGUCGGCCACGGUUGAUGCCGAACGCUUCUCCAACUACCUGGAUGGCGCGCCGGUUCUGACGGUUCCGGGGCGAACUUUUCCCGUCCGAGUUGCAUAUCUUGAGGACGCGAUCGAGUUGACGGGGUAUACCGUUGACCAGCGAAACCAAGAGAAGCUCACAGAACUUGAUGACGACGUGGAACUGGAGGUUGAUAUAUCGUCGAAGCCCGAGUUGCUCAAGGGGCUGAAGAACUAUUCGGCCCGCACUCGAAACACGCUCGCUCAGAUGGACGAAUACCGAAUGGAGUACGAUUUGAUCGUACAGCUGAUCUCGAGGAUUGCCGUUGACCCAGAUUAUGCCUCGUUCAGCAAAGCAAUUCUGGUCUUCCUCCCCGGUAUUGCUGAAAUCCGCACGCUCAACGACAUGCUUCUUGGGGAUCGGACUUUCGCCGAAAACUGGCUCGUGUAUCCGAUGCACUCCUCCAUUGCUAGCGAGGAGCAAGAGGCAGCCUUCCUUGUCCCGCCACCAGGCAUGCGCAAGAUAGUGCUGGCCACCAAUAUUGCCGAGACGGGUAUCACAAUCCCCGACGUGACAUGCGUCAUUGACGCGGGCAAGCACCGAGAGAUGCGUUUCGAUGAGAGACGGCAGUUGUCACGGCUCAUUGACUCGUUCAUCUCGCGUGCCAAUGCGAAGCAACGCCGUGGCCGCGCUGGCCGUGUUCAGGAGGGUCUUUGCUUCCACCUUUUCACCAAGUAUCGGCACGAUACAUCGAUGAACGACCAGCAAACACCUGAAAUGCUGCGUCUGUCACUCCAAGAUCUGGCCAUUCGCGUUAAGAUUUGUAAAAUUGGCGGUAUUGAGGAGACGUUGAGCCAGGCACUGGAUCCGCCGUCGGCCAAGAAUAUCCGCCGCGCGAUUGAUGCUCUUGUCGAUGUUCGUGCCUUGACAGCCACGACGGAGGAGCUAACGCCACUUGGUCUCCAGCUUGCACGCCUGCCGCUUGAUGUCUUCCUCGGAAAGCUCAUUCUCAUGGGUGCUGUCUUCAAGUGCCUUGAUAUGGCCAUCACUGUGGCCGCUAUCCUCUCCUCCAAGUCUCCAUUUGUGGCGCCGUUUGGUCAACGAAACCAAGCCGACACUAUUCGCAGGGGUUUCCGCAAGGGCGACUCGGACCUACUAACGGUCUACAACGCCUACACAGCCUGGAAACGCGUUUGCCAAUCCACAACAUCCGGCGGCGCCGAGUUCCAAUUCUGUCGCAAGAACUUCCUCGCAUCCCAAACACUCGCCAACAUCGAAGACCUUAAGGGUCAACUGCUCGUCGCUGUCGCCGACUCUGGCUUUUUGCAGCUCACCGAAACCGAGCGCCAGGCGCUUAGGAAGCUACGCUUCAGCGGCCGACGGCGCCACCAGGCCUUCUUCGACGUCCCCAAACGUGUCAAUAGCAACAGCGACAAUGAGGUUGUCACGCAGUCCGUGAUUGCCUGGAGUUUCUACCCCAAACUCCUCGUCCGCGACCCUGGCAGCAAGGGCCUACGCAAUGUCGGCAACAACCAGUCCAUCAGCCUGCACCCGAGCAGUGUUAACAAGGGUUUCAACGACAUUCGCUGGCUAAGCUACUACCACAUUAUGCAAUCCAAAGCCUUCUACAACGCGCACGAAACCACCGCGACCGACCCCUUCGCGGUCGCGCUCCUCUGCGGCGACGUGCGCGCGGACCUGUACGCGGGGGUGUUUGUGCUGGAUGGCAACCGCGCGCGCUUCGCGCUGCCCGACUGGAAGUCGGUGCUGGUGCUCAAGGUGCUGCGCGCCCGCCUGCGCGAGAUGCUCACCCGCUGCUUCCGCAACCCGGGCCGCCUGCCCACCGCCCAGCACGAGCGCUGGCUCGAGGUCUGGCAGCGCGUCUUUGCCCUCGCUCAGGAGAACCGCGUCAAGGCGGCGGCGGCUGCCGCCGCUGCGGAGCGCUAG
Messenger RNA from Chaetomium globosum CBS 148.51, 4380 nucleotides. RefSeq lists its product as uncharacterized. Gene Ontology annotation, cellular component: intracellular anatomical structure. Gene Ontology annotation, molecular function: RNA binding; ATP binding. The coding region runs from base 1 to 4380 and encodes 1459 amino acids. Lineage: Eukaryota; Fungi; Ascomycota; Sordariomycetes; Sordariales; Chaetomiaceae. The record is from RefSeq and is a predicted model, not a curated record. The transcript has 4 exons.